UUUGGGGCUCUUUUGGGCAAAUUAAUUUUUGACACAACUAAGCAAAUGUUUUGAUUGCUCGCUGUUGAAUUCGGGAGCGUGUUCCUAUUCGAGCUUGGGACAGUUGGGCAACGGAAAUGUGUGAGUGUGACACUUCUACCUCCGGGGAGAUAAAGGCUUGGCACCAUCUCGACCACCUGGAAAGGGGGGGGCCCAAGGCAUGGGUUGGGUGGAGGUUGGGGUCUCAGUAUGCUAAAAGGGGAGGGUGAUCCUGGUCCAGGUGGAUCAUUUAAUGAAGCUCUCGAGAGGAAGAGAGAGCUUCCCUCACUGUAUUGUUUGUCCCGGCAGUACUGUAUCAUGCUAGCAGUAUUCGUACAAUACGGGUACCGGUGCUCUUCAACGAAUGAACAACACCCCCCUUCACCACUUGACAGCAGAAUAGGCGAUCAAUUCAACUCAAUGGUUGUCAACGAUGCCAACUAAUGCCCCGAUAGCCUCCUUAACGUUUUCCCUCCCGCUUUCAAAUCUACUAACGAUGGCACGAGCGAUGAAUGGUUAACGCCCACCGAAAUGCGAUAACUGGAUUGGUCUGCUUGUACAGUACUCGAGUAUUAUGCGUAACUUUUUUGUCAGGGUGUGUGAAAGUGGGAGGGAUCAUGGCGUUCAACUUCAUUUCCCAAGACUUCACCGAUAUCCAACCCACCAACACCAGGCUGAAGUUACCGCUCUCCUCUCUCCUCUCCCUCUCUUUUUCUUUUUCUUUUUCUUUUUCUUCUCCCUUUCGCUUCCUGCGAGAUUUUGCCUCGGAGAAUUUUGUAGGGGAGGAGAGAGCUUUGCUCAUUUUCGCUCGCUCGGGUUCCGGUAGUUACUUUUUCCUCUCUCUUUUGCCCUUUUGGCCAAUCUAUUUGCCCUUUCACUCGUUCUAUUCCAUAUCCGCCGGCGCAACCGCCGGGAGCACGAGAAAAGAAGCUUAGAAGGGUUUAAACGGCUUCUCUCGCGUGCAGCCCAAGCCGCACGCCGCACCGCUAGCGGUAACUGAACUCCCCCUUCAGUAUCAGUGCCAUGCUGUGCCAUUCCUAUUCUUUCAUUCUCCUUUCCUCUCUCCCUCUCCUUGAGCCCACUCCCAACUCUCGACCCCCGUCGACAAUCCCGCCGCUUUGGUUUCCGCCGCGCUUCCGCACUCUCUCGUUCAAUAGCCCUUCAUCGCUACCGGUACUGUACCUGAAAAUCUAGAACCCGGGCCAAAAUUAUCAUAACCUAUCUGUAAUAUUGUACAUCUUACGGACGGCUCUUUCGCGCCUCCCAAAGGUCCUCACUUAUUUAUUCUGCCCUCGCCAUUUUUCUCUCGCUUGUGCUACAUUUGGUCCUUCCCCCUCCCCCCCCCUCUGAACCUCCAUCCCCCGUCCCAGUCCCUUUUCCCUUUCCCACAACCCCCCCCAAUCCGUUUCCUUCGUCCUCUCUUUCCUGUUGUUUUCUCCUUCUUGUGUCCUGGCCCAGUCCCCUGUCUUCAACCCCCCCCCCAGCCCUGCUGUUUUAGCUGUGCUCCAUUCGUUGGCGGCUGUCACCUAAUCCAAAAAAAAAAACGCCCCCAGCAACGCAUCGACGCUCAUUAAACUUCCUCUGCACUCUAUCUCGUCGUCUCUCAGUAACCAUCGCCUUUCUUUCCCUCUUACCCUCCCUCCCUCUUCCCUUCCUUUUGCCCUUCCCGCCGACCAUCUUCAUCCCCGUCCGUCCGAUCGAUUCACCUUCGACCACGAUCAUCUCGGCCUUUCUUUUUUCGUGUGUUCGGUUUUUCCUUCCGUUGUGGAAGUCGGUGCUAAAAAAAAAAAGGGUUCUCAUACACGAGGCCGCUUCUACGGGAUUAGAUUCGAAGUCGUGGGCUCAUCACUGGGAUACCACCUUUUAAUUUCUGUCUUCUCUUCUGGGCGGGAGUUUGGAAUAAUAGUGAGGCCUAGAAUCGAGAGCGAGAGAAAGAAAAGGAAGAAGAAUAAAGGACUGUUUUUUCGCGAGCCGAAACUGUUUCUAAAUUUCUUCUAGACCAAGUUACUCGAUAUUUUGGACUUUUCUAUCUUCUCUUUUCUAAGAUGUCUUCUGAGAAACAAGCACCCUUGAAUGGGGAAGUGACAUCUGGCUCCGCGACUCAGGCAAUCUCACACGAACGAAGUUCGUCAAAUGUUACUGGUGCGUAGUUCCGUCAUAGGCAUCACCCUCUUCCUCCCACUUCAAGCUCAUCACAUCUAUUGCUCUUUCCUUGCUAUCCCUUCCCCCACUGUCCGCUUUGCCAGGAGUCUUGGGGGUUCAAUGGAUGCAACGUACUAAUGCUAUGUAUAAAUCCAGAUAAAGGCCGUAAUUCGGAGUCAUCCCCUUUGACACCCCCGACACCUCCCACCAGGACUUCGUCGAUACAACCAAUUGCCCCGCGCUCCUCCGCAGACGAACCUUCAUCAUCUCCAUCAACGCCUGUGCCUCCUCCAUCAACCUCGACUGCUGGAACCGAGGUGCCGCCACCUGCUAACGCCCCCGCUUCCCAAAAGCGGAACUCGUUGCUCUCUGUCCCCACCCGGACGUCAUCAACAAAGCAGGCCGAGCAGUCACCAACCUCGACAAGUAGUACGGCUGUCACUGCCACCGGCGACAACACGUCUACCACCAGUCGUAAAGGAAGGCGGAGAAGAGAGGCGGGGAGUAAUGGGAGUAGUUUGAACUCUGGUGAAGAAGGACGUCCUCGCAAGCAGGCUGGCGGUAUUGUGAGGUUUUUUGGAUUUUUAUGCUGCCGAAGUGGCGCAUCCGCGGAGGAAAUGCAACCCAGUCCACGCAGAACUAAUAAGAGGCCUGGAUCUGCAUCUUCCCGCAAAGCAACUCCUGUCGGGAAAGAGCAUGCACUUAAAACUUCAAAAGAUAGCGGUGUCGCCGAAUCUAAGGACGUAGCAGAGGCCGGGAAGCUUGGGGAUGAUGGCAAUACAAUCCGUUCCGAGACAACAAAGGGGGGACCGGCGUCUGUUACAUUGAGCUCUGGAUCUGGGGAUGAGGACAAGAUAAAGCGGGCGGAUGGCGAGGUUCUUGUUGGAGAGAAGAUUGUUGUAAAAGAUGACUCCACUUCCAAAGAAGGGGGCGCGGGGGCGGGGCAAAACAGUUCCUUGUUGUCCGGUAACACACCAACCGUCACCAUACAGGCUCCCACGCCAACGGGGCUCCAAACCGAAAAAGACGACCUCGAUUUUAUCAUUUCCGACCCCCAGUCGUCGAAGGAGGCCGGCACCUCGACUUCAGAGGAUAUUGAGAUGCGCGAUGCGGACGGUGAGGAUUAUGGCACUACCGGAAAGAGGAAGGGCGAACUGAAGAUUCAGUUCCCACAUUUCGAGGAAUCUGGUCAGGAUAGUGAAAGUGAUGACACACAGCAGCGGAGCUCGGAUGAAGGUUAUCCCCAUGAUCCCCGCGAUACCGCACUAGUGCGUACUCCAUCGCUGGAUGAGAGGCAACAGUGGCUGCUACCUCCGCCGGCCCCCAGAUUCGAGGGAAAGAAGUGCCUGGUAUUGGACUUGGACGAGACCCUGGUACAUAGUAGCUUCAAGGUAUGCGAUCUGGUAUUUACCCUUAAGGCUUCCUCUACUAAUCUCUCAUUCCAGGUCUUGCAUCAGGCCGAUUUCACCAUUCCUGUAGACAUCGAGGGAAGUUAUCAUAAUGUCUAUGUUAUCAAGAGACCCGGUGUGGAUGAGUUCAUGAAGAGAGUUGGUGAACUGUACGAGGUCGUUGUGUUCACAGCUUCCGUCUCGAAGGUAUACUCCUGUUGCGGUAGAUUUAUAGAUGCGUGUUUCUGAUGUUUGUGUCACAGUAUGGCGAUCCGUUACUUGACCAGCUAGACAUUCAUCACGUCGUCCAUCAUCGUCUCUUCAGGGAUAGUUGCUUCAACAACCAGGGGAAUUAUGUCAAGGUAUUUUAGACAGUGGGCACCAUCCUAGAUGUUAGUUCUGACCACUUUUGCAGGAUCUCUCCCAACUCGGCCGAGACCUUAAGGAUACCAUCAUCAUCGACAACUCCCCUACAAGUUACAUCUUCCAUCCACAACAUGCCGUGCCUAUUAGCAGUUGGUUCUCUGAUGCUCACGACAACGAGCUAUUGGAUCUCAUUCCCGUUCUGGAGGAUCUGUCGACACAAGAUGUUCGGGAUGUAACGCUGGUCUUGGACGUAUCUCUGUGACGAUCCGUAUAAGUGACUCCUAGAGUGACUUGCGAUGCUAUGGUGGAUUUGCUUUUCUUGAUCUUUUUUAUUUGAAAAUGGGGCUUCUUGCAUCAACACAUGGUAAAAUGCCGAUAAUUAUGGCUGUACAACUGCUUGCAUAAUUUUGGGGGAGUAUUGUGAUUGAAAGGGCGCAGUCUUUGGAUGGAGCAACUGCAAGUGUCUUUCCAUAUACAAAAAUGCUGCUCGAUGGAAAAUGCUAUUGGGAUUAGGAAUUGAGGGGAGAUUCCUUGGGACGUGGCCUUGCGCCUUUUUGCUCCUUGCCACACUGGCUGUUCAGUGUGUCUUUUUUUAUGUUCUCGUUUUUGUCUUUUUUCCCCUUGAUAUCCCACGCCCAUAGGUGUUGAAUCUCAUUCAGUUGGCUGCUGCCGUGUUUCUUUUGUAAUGCUUCUCGCACGCUUCCCUCUCCUAUUAACUUAUUAUUAGGUCUGCAUACUGUAUAUGCUAUUUUUUUAUAUCCUCCUCUUUUCUCUCCUGUCCUCAUCUUCCAUCUCUUCCCCUUCUCUUUUUCUUCUCUUUUCGUUUUCUCUUCUGCUGAUUCGUUCUCGAAUAUGCUUCAGGAGUCUAUUUCGUGCAAAAAAUCUUUCAUGUAUCUGGGGUCAGCGAUCUUGCGAUAUUGUCUCUUUUCUCGUUUUCAUUUCCGUUUUCAUUUCCGUUUCUUGAUCUUCACUUUCCCUUUGUAAAGCCCCAAUCGUAGUAGCUUUAUUCUUGUGACUUGAUUGCCGAAUCUUUUUCCUUCAUCAAUACCCACUGCUCUUUUCGGCAUUCUCUUUUUCUUCUUUUCAUUUCUCUUCUCUAUUGCUUAACGGUGAAAUUGGUAUUGGGGGGCGGGGGCGGGGGGUGCAUCAAUGGAGGUAGUUUUGUGAGGAUA
Molecule: messenger RNA, 5086 nt
Organism: Tuber aestivum (summer truffle)
Lineage: Eukaryota; Fungi; Ascomycota; Pezizomycetes; Pezizales; Tuberaceae
Source: the annotation of a GenBank genome assembly